Messenger RNA from Racocetra persica, 491 nucleotides. NCBI's taxonomy places the organism in Eukaryota, Fungi, Glomeromycota, Glomeromycetes, Diversisporales, Gigasporaceae. The record is from the annotation of a GenBank genome assembly.
GUGAAAAUGAAAAAAAAGAGGAUGAGGACAAAUUAGAAAACCAGAUUAUUCGGAGGGUUGGUGACCUAGUUUACAACAUUUUUGACAAUAAAUUAGGAGGAUUUUUGCAAGAGAUUAGUGAUAAAUACUUAACUAAUUACCUUUCCCAACUAAAAAAAGUUGAUUUUGCCAAAAUACCUAAUUUAAAAGAUUUUGACAAUCUUAUUAGGCAUUUUUUUAAUACUUCGGCUUUGGUUCGCUUACAAAACCAAAAUAAUUCCUUGGCAGUUAUUUCUGACGGUUUAGUAUCCAGUGUAAUGGGAUUGGGAGGCCGUAAUGCGGUUAAUGCUACCUUGGCUGCUCGUAAUGUCGAUGCUUCUUUUAUCGGUCGUUAUGACCCGAACGAAACUCCCGAAGGUCGCAAUACUGGUUUGGUGCGUCGAAUAACUACCGGUGCUGAAAUAAAUGAGGACGGACAAAUAACGACUCCUUAUUUUCCCGUUAAGAAUGGA